This is a messenger RNA of Hibiscus syriacus, 1606 nucleotides long. RefSeq names its product two-pore potassium channel 1-like. Gene Ontology annotation, molecular function: potassium ion leak channel activity. Bases 158 to 1228 code for a protein of 356 amino acids. The record is from RefSeq and is a predicted model, not a curated record. Lineage: Eukaryota; Viridiplantae; Streptophyta; Magnoliopsida; Malvales; Malvaceae. Gene Ontology annotation, cellular component: plant-type vacuole membrane. The transcript is spliced from 3 exons. Gene Ontology annotation, biological process: stabilization of membrane potential; potassium ion transmembrane transport.
GUCAACUGAUAACUACUUUGGAUCUUCUAACAAAUUCCAAAAGCUUCUGCUAUCCUAAUUCUCUCCCCCCCCCCUCCCAAUCACACACACAAUACCAAAAAAAAAAACAGUUUUCCAAGGGUUCCCGGUAGUGAUUUAUGCCUGCUGAAUCUUCCCAAUGGCCUGUAAUGAUGCAGACCAGCCUUUGCUAUCAGAAGUAGCAACCCCGAAAACUCGAAAGAGUAAUGGGGAUGGACCGAAGCGGAGAAGGCGGCUUCGACGUGUUCGAAGUGCUCCGUUUGCGGAUAUUGGUCCGACUGAUCCUAACGGAGAAGAAGCACUUCCGCGUUCCGAGUCCAUUUUCGGGAGACUUAACAUAAAUAUCAAGAAGGUUUCCGUAGUUUUGACAUUAUACUUGGGUAUAGGCACCCUUUGCUUUUAUACAAUCAAGAACCAAAUCAGAGGAGAUAAAACUAAUGGAAUUCUUGAUGCUGCUUAUUUCUGUGUCGUUACGAUGACCACCGUCGGAUAUGGUGACCUCGUUCCUAACAGCGACCUCGCGAAACUGCUAGCCUGUGCUUUCGUCUUCACAGGAAUGGCUCUAAUCGGAUUUGUGCUUGGCAAAGCUGCUGACUACUUGGCGGAGAAGGAAGAGGUAUUGCUGGUUAAAGCCUUAAACAUGUAUAAAAAAGCUGGUGAAUUUGAGGUUCUAAAGGAGAUUGAGACUAAACGUGUGAAAUACAAGUUUUAUACAACAUUGAUCCUUCUUAUUGUGCUUAUUUUAACCGGGAUCGUCUUCCUACAUAAAGUCGAGAACUUAGACCUCAUCGACGGGUUUUACUGUGCUUGUUCUACAAUUACAACCUUGGGAUAUGGAGAUAAAAGCUUUUCAACUGAAGGGGGACGUAUUUUUGCUGUAUUUUGGAUAUUAGCUAGCACUAUAUGCUUGGCUCAGUUCUUUCUCUACGUCGCCGAGGUAAAUACAGAGAACAGACAAAGAGCACUGGUGAAAUGGGUUCUUACUCGAAAAACAACACAAGUAGAUUUGGAGGCUGCUGAUAUUGAUGACGAUGGAGUCGUCGUAGCAGCGGAGUUUGUUCUAUUCAAACUUAAAGAAAUGGGGAAGAUUUGCCAAAAUGAUAUUUCACUUAUCUUGGAGGAAUUCGAGGAUCUCGAUGUUGACCAUUCCGGAACCUUGUCGGUAUCCGAUAUAACCGAAGCUCAAUCCGGUGAAACUAGGACCUCAUAGAAACAUUAUAUGUAAUGGAAGGUUAGUUAAACUCCAGUAUUAGCCCAGCCUCUAUUGGAGGAAUGAGGCGAAUGUUCUUACAACUAAUCUUUAAACCUAUAAUGCGAACUUUUAAUCACUUAUAGAUCACUGUGUGAGUUAUCGAGUACUCCGACUUCAUCAAAUUGAAUUGAACUUCACACAUGUGAAUGUAUUUCGCAAUGGAGAUUCUUAGCAACUUCUGGUAGAGUUUAAAGUAUGAACUGUUUGCCAUUUUACCAGUUAGCUGGUUCUUGUGCAAAUGGAAAGGUUGUUAUGCAAGCAAAAAAGCAAUAUACACACUUUUCGAACUUGAAUGGCAAGCUAUUUCGUGCUCUCGAAUGUAUAUGAUGUCAUGUU